Molecule: messenger RNA, 1609 nt
Organism: Anas platyrhynchos (mallard)
Lineage: Eukaryota; Metazoa; Chordata; Aves; Anseriformes; Anatidae
Gene: GALE
Product: UDP-galactose-4-epimerase
Biological process (GO): beta-D-galactose catabolic process via UDP-galactose, Leloir pathway
Cellular component (GO): cytosol
Molecular function (GO): UDP-glucose 4-epimerase activity
Source: RefSeq, a predicted model, not a curated record
AGAGGGGGGCGGGGGGCUCCGUGCAGCGCCGUGGGUGGCCCCGCUCCGCCCCCGGCCCCGCCCCGCUCGGUGCCGGUGGGGUCGGGACGUGGCGGCCCCGCCCCAGCCCCAGCCCCGCGGCCAUGGCGGGCCCCGUGCUGGUCACCGGCGGCGCCGGCUUCAUCGGCAGCCACUGCGUGCUGCAACUCGCACAGGCGGGGUACGAGCCCGUGGUGGUGGACAACCUGCACAACGCCAUCGCAGGCCCGGAUGGGCUCCCCGAGAGCCUUCGCCGCGUGCAGGUCCUGGCCCGCCGCCCCAUCGCCUUCCAGCAGCUCGAUGUCACCGACGGGGCCGCGCUGCAGGAGCUCUUCAGCAAGCACCGCUUCUCAGCUGUGGUGCACUUCGCGGGGCUGAAGGCCGUGGGCGAGUCGGUGCAGCAGCCGCUGGAGUAUUACCGGGUGAACCUGACCGGCACCAUCCGCCUGCUGGAGGCCAUGAAAGCUCACGGCGUGAAGAACAUCGUGUUCAGCAGCUCCGCCACCGUCUACGGGGACCCCAAGUACCUGCCGCUGGAUGAGAACCACCCGGUGGGGGGCUGCACCAACCCCUACGGCAAAUCCAAGUACUUCAUCGAGGAGAUGAUUCGAGACCUCUGCAAGGCAGACAAGGACUGGAACGCCGUGAUCCUGCGCUACUUCAACCCGAUCGGUGCCCACGAGUCCGGCAUGAUCGGGGAAGAUCCUCAGGGCAUCCCCAACAACCUCAUGCCCUACGUGGCGCAGGUGGCAGUGGGGCGCCGCGAGUUCCUGAGCGUCUUUGGGAACGACUACGAGACCAUCGACGGGACCGGUGUCCGGGAUUACAUCCACGUCGUGGAUUUGGCCAAGGGCCAUAUCGCCGCGCUGCAGAAGCUGAAGGAGAACUGCGGCUGCAAGGUCUACAACCUCGGCACCGGCACCGGCUACUCGGUGCUGCAGAUGGUCCGCGCCAUGGAGAAAGCCUCGGGGAGGGAGAUCAAGUACAAGAUCACGGCCCGGCGGGAGGGCGACGUGGCCUCGUGCUACGCCAACCCCGAGCUAGCCGAGCGCGAGCUGGGCUGGAAGGCGGCCUUUGGGCUGGACAAGAUGUGUGAGGACCUGUGGCGGUGGCAGCUGCAGAACCCCACGGGCUUCAGCAAGAACUGAGCCCUGCCGCGGGGCUCCCCCAGCCCGGCUGCGGGUCCUGCCCCCCCCAAAUGCCCCACACCCGGGGCAGGGGGGCAGGAGCGGCCGCGGGCUCCCCCCUUCCUCCUCCUCCUCCUCCUCCAGCCCCGGGGCCCUGCUGGCUGCUGGGGGCCUCCCCGUCCUCCUCCUGCCCUCCCCUGUGGUGUUGGGGACCAACUCUCGCCUCCCAGGUGCUGUGGUGGGGCCGGGGGAGCCCCUGCCCACGGCCGGGGGGGCUCCGGGGGCUCCUUCUGCUUCUGCAGGAAUCACGGUGCCAAAGGGACGAGGCUGAGCUCUGCGGGCAAAUCCGGAUCCUAUUUAUUAGGGCAGUGGCCAGCCCGGCGCGCUGCCCCUUGCGAUUAAUAACUUAUGGUAAAUUAUGAGUCCAGCUUUUGAUUUGUUGCUAAAUAAACUUUCUUACUUUC